Zerene cesonia (dogface butterfly) is the source of this 5346-nucleotide messenger RNA. RefSeq names its product transmembrane protein 18 (gene Tmem18). The transcript has 4 exons. Bases 237 to 680 code for a protein of 147 amino acids. Gene Ontology annotation, cellular component: nuclear membrane. The record is from RefSeq and is a predicted model, not a curated record. Lineage: Eukaryota; Metazoa; Arthropoda; Insecta; Lepidoptera; Pieridae.
ACAUAAGUGUAUAAUCUAUGAUUGGUAUCCUACGACUUACCUUACGAGUAACUACUAACUAGUUGUUGACAUCUAGUGGAGGUGGAGAUAUUAGCAUUUACUAAACCGCAAAUGCGAUGUACAAAUAACUAGUUGUUAGUGAUUUUGUACUCGAAUUGAUUGUUUAUUGGUGUUGAUAAUUGUUAGUAGAAAAGUGUUUUUUGAAAAGUUUUGUUCAUAAGAAAAAAACAAAGGAUAUGGAAGGACCUAUUGAAGUUAACGAAAUUUCUGAUUUCGUUUCGUACAUUAAAAGUAUUGAAUGGGGUGACCCUUGGUUAAUGGCCCUCUUAUCAUUUCAUGUUCUGGUUACAUUUACCUGCUUUUCAACUAGAAACUAUGGAAAUUUUCAAAUUGUCCUAUUCAUAACACUCUUACUUUUAGUAUACUUCUCUGAAAAUAUCAAUGAGGUGGCCGCAAGAAAUUGGACAUUAUUUUCAAGACAACAAUAUUUUGACAGCAAAGGACUGUUCAUAUCAGUGGUAUUCUGUAUACCAAUACUAUUGAACUGCAUGAUAAUGGUGGGUUCCUGGUUGUACCAGUCUACGCAGAUCAUGGCAAACUUGAAGAAGGCACAACUACGUCAGAGGCUCAAAGAACUCAACAUGAACAGGGAAGCGAUGCAACACGCCAAGUCCGAUUAGUGUAGGUAAUCGAGUCAAUUUUAGUUUAAAGAUGUAAUUAUUUUUGCUAGAACGUUCGUGGUUUACAACGUUGCGUAGGAGUUUGAAAUUUGCUAGUGAUAGAAGUAAAAUUGUUGGCUGUUUUUUUUUUGUAUAGAAUUUUAAUUAUUCGUAAUUAUGUUGCGCUUUGCGAUACUUGCCGUACGCUGGAGUAUGUUGUUGCACAAGUUGAUAUAGCACUGCGUAAACAGCAAUAAUUUUUGCAUAUUUGUUAUUGGUGAUUUUAGUAUUGUUCAGCAAGGUUGAUCAUUUGCCAUAUAAUAAAUAGUCCUAAGAGAUACAGGGAUUGCCACUAUACAUGAUUCUAAAUUAGUUUUUGAGAAAUGUUAGCACAUAGUAAAUUUAAGACUACAUUUAUAGCGCGCUUAAAAGUUGAAUAUAUGAUCGUAGAUCAUAUAUAUUUUCAUUUCAAUUUCGAUCGUGCUUCAUUAUUUCCAACUAGCUUCCCGCCCGCGGCUUCGCCCGCCUCCGUAUUGUUCUAACCUUUUACCAUUUUAACUUCCCUGGACUAUUCAGAAUGUACCAAAACCAUGAUUAUAAAAUUCAGACCAGCCAUUGUCGAGUUUAAGCGGGACUAACGAACAGCAAUUGAUUUUUAUAUAUAAGAUGAACCAUUGAAUAUGAUACAAUACUGGUUUAUCGGGUAUAUCUUGGUUAGUUCUUCGUAGGACAACUAGAAAUUGUUACUUUACACUAAGAACGAAUAAUGAAUAUACAUCGCAUAUUGAUUUUUCCUUUAUUUCGAUAAUCUGUACUCGUGUCGCUUAUAAGUGCAUAUAAUAAUUGUUUUGGCUCGGGACUAAAUGGCGUAAAAUACAGUCAUUGUGCAAUAAUUGCCUUGUCAUUUUUAUACUUAUUUUUAAUGGUAACAAUUUAAUUUUUUUAACGAGGCGCUUUUUUACUUGGUUUGAACAACUGAAAUUUUAUUUAACUAACUAGCAACUAUAUGCACUCGUGUUUAUUAAUGCUUUUAGGUUUUAUCAAACUGACUGUAUGAUAAAUUUUCUUCAAACCGCUACAAGUUAUUAUUCUUGUAUUAAUAAUGUACGCUUCUUUGACCCUGACCUUGACUUCGAUGUUUUGCUCGCGUGUGUUCAGGUAUUACAAAACUCUUUAAUCGUAUAUACAUUUAUUGUUGAUAAGUUCGUGUCACUAUUGUAAAUUAUCCGUCGAAUAAAAGAAUAUCUGGAUAAUAAUUAGUAAUUACCUAACGGAUCACAUAAAUUUGUUAGCAAUUGUGAAAUUAUCGAUAUUCCUAACACGGCAAAGUAUCACGGCAAUUUUGAAUGUGUUCAAUGAAACAACUUUUAUUGAUAAUAUGUACUUAAUGCUAAGAGCUUAACUAUUAAUACUUAUGUAUCAUUACUUUUAAUUUGUAUUUUAUACAGCAGAUACAUUUCUCCGCUAUACUGAUAACAUAUAUAAAUACGCUACGGAUUGCGAACCUACGUAAUUAUUGGGAACAUAAUCAAAAUAUAUUUCGUCACAGUUAUUUAUUGAAUGAUGAAUUAUGGUGAUACAUAAAUUUUUGUGAAGCACACAUUCACAUAUGAAUAUUAUAAGUAAUAUUUUUUUCCAUCAUUCAACCAGUUUCCAUAUCAAGUUUAUUUUUAAUAUUUCCAUUAAGAAUUACGUUGUUUGAAGAGGUAUUGGUAGGUUACCUAAACGUGCCAUUAAUGGACAGUGUAACGUAAAAAAUUAUGUUUUAUAAUUUUUUAAAUAUAUAAUUUACUUUAAAUGUAAAGAAUUAUUUAUGAUAAAGACGCAUAGACUAGUGUGGCAUCCUAUAAUAAUAAUAAAAAAAAUAGAUGACUUAAAUAUCUCUUGACUCAGGGCUUUUAGGAAAUAUAAAAAAAAGUCUAGUGAUGGACAUGGUAUAAACCAGGGAUGGACACCCGGAAUGAACAUAAGACAAUACAGAACAGAUGAAUACUGGCUGUAAUGGCUGUAUUUUAAUUCAAAUCACUUUUUCUUAUAAAAAGACAAAACCUACAAGUAAAAUUAUUACAACGAAAUAUUAACAAUCAGUCCCAAUCAGUCUUUAUUAGGUUUUCUUAAAUUGUCUGAGAUUAAACGUUCCUACAAAAAAUUUUGCUCAGCUAAUAAAAUCACUGUUCACCCUUCACACCUUCUAAGCUAGCCCCUUCUCUUUCCUUCCUUUAUCUAAUGGGCCAAUUUCCCUGCACUUUUUCGUUUAUACGCUAUUUUAUAGUUAUAUUACGAAAUAUAUAGCGUAUAAACAUAUAAAUAUAACUAACUAUAUUUAUAUAUUUCGUUUAGGCGCUAUGUACAUGUUUGUUGUCUUUCUUUACCAAGGUAUGGCCAGGAUUGGGUUUAAAAAAAUUCGCUCUCAUCUGCAAUAAAUAUUAUUUCUAGGAACCUUUACGGUUUCAAGGUGGUUUCUUUUAAUAUAUUAGGGAACCUCAUGAAACCAUGUUGUGACCUGCUCUUGUGUUACAGCUUUACAAAUCUUGAUCGAGUUAGUUGAUGUUUUGUCUAUGUGAUCUCACAGUGUUCCGCUUCAGAAAAGCCUAACACCACGUGCGACCUGGUCAUCUGGUCGCUUAUGGUCGCCCAAAUGAGUUUUCCUUUUAUCAGCAACAAUAAUUAGCUGUACACUGUCGAGAAGUUUCUCGUCUGUUAUUCAAGUAUUUAUAUUUAAUUCUAUUUGCAACAAAUAACACUAUUUUAAUUUGAAUUUGAUUCUAGAACUUAGAAUACCUAUUUUUUCUAUGUUUGGGACAUUUUAUAUAAUGCUUGAGAAUCUAAUUUAUGUGUGAGGGAUAAACUUGUCAUCACAACAAUGUGCUUUGUGCAUUCAGUUUAUAUGUAUUUUUUUACAUUUUAAAUGGAUUUGGGUAUAUUUUUUUAAAUAACCUAAAAAUUCCAUAUUUGUCACCGCCGCUUCUAAAUAUAUAUUUUAUCAAAAUUCGACACGUGAAUAGAAUUUGUGAAUAUCGGUUUUUUUUGCUUUUUAUUUCUUUUGCUUUCAUCCGUCAAGUACUAAUUUAAAAAAAACUAUAUGUUUAUAAGUAUAAUUUACGUAAUUUAAGAGUAUGUCUUACUUUUUAUUAUAAUCUUGUUUAUCUUUUACAAAUUAUUACCUAAAUCGGUCAAAGUUUAUAUCAAAUCAUGAAACAAUUCAUAGCUAUAACGAUACAAAAAAAAAAUUGUUGAAACUGUAAAAUUUGUUUGUGCCUAUGCAACUGGUUAAGUCCUGCUUAGUUAAGUCCCUGCCCUGAUAUUAUAAAAUAAAAGAUGCUCGAUUGUUCGGGGCGCUCCACCUGCGUUUUGUUUUAUAAUGUAAGGCCCCGCUCACAAUUUUUUAUAAAAAUUUGAAAUAAAAUCAUGCAUUAUUUCCGUUUUCCUUGUUUUUUCCCAUUAUAUGGUGUAUAUUGAAGAGUUGCACAUUGAAACACACUGUCCUAGGUAUAUCGAUUGUCCUAAGUUUACCAUUUAAAUAUUACAUUUCAAAUGAUUGCCGUUUUUUUAAUGAGACAUAACUUCACUCAUUGAUUUCAUUUUGUUUUUUUUUUAAGAAAUGUUCCAUUUUAUAAAUCGAUGACAAUCAGCCACAAUAUUUCUUGCACAGUAAAGUAUAUUAUGCAAAUAUCUAAUAAAUUGGCAAAAAUCCUGAUUAACUCUGUGUAAAUAUUAAGCUACGCCUAAAUAUUACAGAAUUUGUCCAUUAUAUAUAUAAGCUGAAACCUUUGCCGAUCACUGAAAAUAUAUGGAAGACUGAAUGUGUAUGUGAUUCGUAAUUCACUUUUCAUUAUAGUAAAGCUAGAUAGUAGUUAAGCGUUUAGGCUAAGUUUUAAUGCUUUUUUUUAUUUUAUAGUGCAAUGUGCUGUAGAGUUACAGUUAAAAUUAACAGUCAAAUUAUACAUACAUAUGUUAUGUUUAGGCACUAUGCUGAACGGGACGUUUAAUUAAUACGUACUUGACGUGGUAUUAAUAUGUGUUUCACACAAUUUUUUAAAAAAUCUUAUCAUAUUUUUUUAUCUAAGUCAAAAUCGGAAUAAAAUAACGUUAUAGUUUUGUUUUAUAAAAACUUAUUUACCCAGUUGAAAUGUUUGUAAGGCGACAAAAAAUUAGUUCAUAGUGUGGCAAAUCUACAUCACUUAAUGUUACUCUUGAAAAUACCUAAAAUAGUGUUCUAGGUACAUUUUUAAUAAAUCAUAAGCUUGCUACAAUGUGAUACUUGUAUGCACACAGUUUAUGAUAGUAAAUGUUCAUAAUCAUAAUACUUCGAUCAAACGUAUAAUUUCGUGCUACGCAUGUUUUUUUUUUUGUUAAAAUUAUUUUAUUUUUUCCGUUGAUUCUAUUAUGUAAGAUAGAAAAACUUAACUACUUCACAUAUGUAUCAUAAACCAUAAGAAUUAUAUUUGUUCACACAGCUCACACAGGCCUUCUGUAGUGGCUUAGGCCAUAAUUCACAAUGCUGGCCAAGUGUGUUGUUGUUGAUUAUAAUUUUGACGUUAUCUUUCACUAACGUGUGUCUGUAUGUAUAUUAUUAUGUAAAAGUUCGAACCUCCUCUUAUGAAGUCAGAAAUUUGGUACAUGACACUUUAUGGAAAGCAGUUUAUAACAGAGAGAAGCUAAUAAGUCAUUUUUAAUGUAAUGCAAU